This is a messenger RNA of Carcharodon carcharias (great white shark), 465 nucleotides long. RefSeq names its product calcium and integrin binding family member 3 (gene cib3). Lineage: Eukaryota; Metazoa; Chordata; Chondrichthyes; Lamniformes; Lamnidae. Bases 1 to 465 code for a protein of 154 amino acids. The transcript is spliced from 4 exons. Gene Ontology annotation, molecular function: calcium ion binding. The record is from RefSeq and is a predicted model, not a curated record.
AUGGAAUUGUUCCACCGUUACCGAGACCUGGCUCCGCAGUUAGUACCACUCAAUUACAAGGACAAUCCCGAGGUGAAGAUCCCCUAUGAGCUGAUUGGCAGCAUGCCAGAACUGAAGGACAAUCCUUUCCGCCAGAGGAUUGUAGAGGUAUUUUCUGAGGACAGUGAGGGGAACAUGACCUUGGAUGACUUUCUGGAUAUGUUCUCUGUGCUGAGUGAGAUGGCCCCGCGUGAUCUGAAGGCAUGCUAUGCAUUUAAGAUUUACGAUUUUAACAACGAUAAUUUUAUCUGCAAAUCCGAUUUGGAGAAGACAUUGGUCAAACUGACUCGAAAUGAACUGACACCAGAGGAAGUGAGAUUGGUCUGUGAGAAGGUUCUGGAUGAAUCGGAUCUGGAUAAUGAUGGCAAACUAUCACUGGAAGAUUUCCAGCACAUGAUUAUCCGUGCACCUGACUUCCUCAGGUAG